Amphiprion ocellaris (clown anemonefish) is the source of this 1769-nucleotide messenger RNA. It is a transcript of the gene eif5a, whose product is annotated as eukaryotic translation initiation factor 5A. Gene Ontology annotation, molecular function: RNA binding; ribosome binding; translation elongation factor activity. NCBI's taxonomy places the organism in Eukaryota, Metazoa, Chordata, Actinopteri, Pomacentridae. The transcript has 5 exons. The coding region runs from base 138 to 608 and encodes 156 amino acids. The record is from RefSeq and is a predicted model, not a curated record. Gene Ontology annotation, biological process: positive regulation of translational elongation; positive regulation of translational termination.
UGGCAUCCCUUUCUGCCCUCCCGGAACACAUAAACGCCCCGCCCCCUCCUGCUUCCUCUACGCUGCUGCAGUAAAGUUGGCCGCGCCUGCGCACUCUCGGUCCUCUUUUUCUUGGAAGCGCCCCGACCCAUCGCACCAUGGCAGAUCCCGAUCUUGACUUCCAGACUGGCGAGUCUGGUGCCUCCGCCACCUACCCCAUGCAGUGCUCCGCCCUGCGCAAGAACGGCUACGUGGUGCUGAAGGGACGUCCCUGCAAAAUCGUGGAGAUGUCCACCUCCAAGACCGGCAAGCACGGACAUGCCAAGGUCAACCUGGUCGGCAUCGAUAUCUUCACCAACAAGAAGUAUGAAGAUAUGUGCCCCUCCACCCACAACAUGGAUGUUCCCUCCAUCAAGAGGAUAGACUAUCAGCUGGUCAACAUCAACGAGGGCUACAUGUCCUUGAUGAGCGACAACGGAGACAUCAGAGAGGACCUCCGCGUCCCUGACAACGACGUUGGCAGGGAAAUCGAGACAAAGUUCGAGGCGGGCGACGAAUUUAUGGUCACCGUGAUUUCUGCCAUGGGGGAGGAAUGUGCUGUCGCUACCAAGGUCCUGGCCAGCAAAUAGGGAGACGACGGACUUUGCUGCCCGGGCAACAAGCACCACCCACAACCAGUCUCUUUGCAUUGUCAUUGGUUCUGUCACCAAAGCGUCGGCCUUCACAGACAACCUCAAAUCAUUCUGUUGUGAUUUCUCUCAUCAUUGAUCUUUUUAUUUUCCUCCUCCCUCCCCCCCGUCCCCACCCCGUUUUCUUUUUAAUUUCUUUUCUCUGUUCCAUUUGCUGUUGGGAAUGUUCCACUGCAGCUCGCUGCGUGGUCCUCUGCCUGAUCACUGAGGUUCUGUUUGGUAACAAUCUACUUUAUAUAAAAACGACUUCAAAAAAACACACACAUAGCGAUCGGUUGCUCAUUCCUGCUUAUUUUGCCUUCAAAGUGUUGGUUUUGCCACUCACAUUCCUGAAUGUUGAAAUAACACCGGGGAUUCAGCUUUUGUAUGAUUAUUUUUUAUAUUCUUUAGAUUGAAUAUAGCAGGUCUAAAGCCUUUUAGAGGGGAAGGGGAGCGGGGAGGGGAGUUUUUGAGUUGUUAAAGCAGCGGGAGGGGGAGGGUUCAUCCCCUGCAGAUAGUGAAUCUGGUUUAGGUCGGCCCUCUAGCAGCCAUACAGCUUUCCGGCAUGGCCUUUCCUCUGGUUCCCGAGUGGAUUUCUGGGUGCGACGAGGUCCGUGGGAUUGGUGGUGGCGUCGGCUAGCACUUACGAGCACUUGAGGUCCACCCCAGCAUGUCAAAGCUCUAAAAACCCAAGAAAAGAGAUUUUGUUUUUUUUUUUCUUUUUUUCUACCCCCCACCCCCACCACUUUGCCCCCCAAUUUUCAAGAAGAACAGAAACAAACUUCAGUGAUUUAACCCUCGUGAUGCCAGUCUCUUGUCUGUGUAGAAGUUGGAGGGGCGUCGAGGGUCCUCUCGCCCCGCUGGACGCCCCCGGCCGUCAUCCCCCAAAACAAAAAGGAGAGUUGUGUUUCGUUUUUUCGAGAGAGAGAGAGAGUGUGUAGCGGUGUGGGCCUCCGAAAUGCGCGAGGCGGUUUGCAGUGAGGUGUGUGUUUUCUUUUCGAGGGACUCGAUCGGGUUGGGGAGGGUGGUAGAGUUGCAAACUUUUUUGUUCACUCGAGGCCUUUGUCACCUGACUGGAGAUGGCAAAAUAAAACGAUGAAACAAAUGGACAAAAAUUGCAAA